GAGGCGUGGCCACGCAGCUGUCACUCACUGGCGGUUGCCAUGGUGAGCGGGCGGUCCCGAACAGCGGGGCAUCCAAUGAGAGCGGACGCUGCUUGUGUCACCAUGGUGACGGGGCUGUGCCCAGGGAGGUUGUGAUGGGUUGACAGGUGCGUGACAAUCGGAGCUCUCUGCAAGCAUGUACGCCAAAGGCAAGAGUAGCAACGUGCCGUCCGACAGCCAAGCCAGAGAAAAGUUGGCGCUUUAUGUGUACGAGUACCUGCUGCAUGUAGGAGCACAGAAGUCAGCACAGACCUUUCUCUCAGAGAUCCGAUGGGAGAAGAACAUCACAUUAGGAGAACCUCCGGGGUUCCUCCACUCAUGGUGGUGUGUUUUCUGGGACCUGUACUGUGCAGCUCCAGAGAGGAGAGACACAUGUGAACACUCCAGUGAAGCGAAGGCCUUCCAUGACUACAGUGCAGCAGCAGCUCCAAGCCCCGUCCUGGGAAACCUUCCCCCAGGAGAGGGCAUGCCGGUGGGGCCCGUCCCCCCGGGGUUCUUUCAGCCAUUUAUGUCACCUCGAUACCCCGGAGGACCCAGACCGCCUCUCAGAUUACCGAAUCAGGGACUUGGAGGAGUUCCAGGUAGCCAGCCUAUGUUACCCAGUGGAAUGGAUCCCACAAGACAGCAAGGACAUCCAAACAUGGGAGGACCUAUGCAGAGGAUGACUCCACCCAGAGGAAUGGUACCACUAGGGCCGCAGAAUUAUGGAGGUGGAAUGAGACCACCGCUGAAUGCCUUGGUUGGUCCAGGGAUGCCUGGCAUGAGCAUGGGACCUGGUGGAGGAAGGCCCUGGCCAAAUCCUCCAAACUCCAAUUCUACCCCUUAUUCUUCUGCAUCUCCAGGAAGCUAUGUGGGACCUCCUGGAGGAGGGGGGCCACCUGGAACCCCAAUAAUGCCAAGUCCAGCAGAUUCAACCAACUCUGGUGACAACAUGUACACUAUGAUAAACACAGUCCCUCCGGGUGGAAGCCGACCAAAUUUUCCUAUGGGCGCAGGUACCGACGGCCCAUUAGGAGGAAUGGCUGGAAUGGAGCCCCACCACAUGAAUGGAUCUUUAGGGUCGGGUGAUAUGGACAGUCUCCCCAAGAACUCUCCUGGAAACCUAAGUAUGAGUAACCAACCUGGAACCCCCAGGGAGGACGGGGAGAUGGGAGGAAACUUCCUUAACCCUUUCCAGAAUGAAAGUUAUUCUCCAAACAUGACGAUGAGCGUGUGAAGUCUCUGGAAGCAGGUUUGCUCCGUCGCUUGGUAUUCUGGUGUGGAUCGGUGAAAAGCAGAGAGACAUGAUGGGAUGUCAUCUAGGCCAGUGACUCUUCCUCCACCACCGGCUGCCCAGUCCAGACAGUUGCCCCAGGCACCAUCCUUCUACCACCCCUCCCCACCCUGCCCCUCCAUGGUUUCUGUCCAUGUCUCUUCCCCCCCGGUUUCUUCUCCCGUUCUAAGUGGUGACUCUGCUACAUUCAUCAGUUCUUCCUCUGCAACUAUGAGACUGUACAAAGGAACCAAAUUGAAGCAACCCAGAGGAGAACUCUUUGUAUAUUUGCAUACAGUGUGUGGGAGACAGUUCACACACUCCAGUUACAGACAGAUGUUUCUGCCUUUUGCAUCAUGUCACAGAGUUUAAUACCCCAAAAAAACAAAACGCCACUAUCAUGAAGUUUAAAUUCCAGUGGAUUUAAAUAGAUAUUGGCACUUUUUGAUUGAUAAGUUGAUUAAUUCGACUUUUUUUUUUCUUUUCUUGACAAUUACUUUGAGAGACAUCACAAUCAUAUUGCCAUGAGGUUUUCAUUGAGACUUGUGCAGAUAUUUGUGAAGUCUUUUCAGAAUUUGUGGUUGUCUAAAUCUUUACGACCACUAACCUGGUGUUUUAUGUUUUGUACUACUAUGGGUUCAGUACUAUGCGUUUCUGAUUUCCAUCCACAAACUGAGCCACAAAUGUGGUAAAUGUGAGCUCAUUCACUCUGUCUCUCCAAAUCAGGCGCAGAUCAAAGUCAGCAUUGAGACAUUAAGUGUAAUUUGCAGAUAGACUUCAGCACAAUCUGAAGUGCUUUCAUUUUGAAAUUAUUUCAAAUGGUUCUUGAGAAAAUGAGCUUAAAAUGAGACUAUGUAACUUUUGUUGAAGCCAUUUUACCGGAAGUAAAAAAUGGUAAAUGGUGAAAUAAUGUGCACAAACAUGGUAAAAUUACAUUUUGAUGUCCAUUACAAAGCAAUAUCUAGAUUAAAUUUGUUACUUUAGCUAACAUUUAGCAACCAAAAGCCACUGGUCAUACCAAACCAAGUACAGUAAGGCUGUAAAAGCAAAUCCCUGGCACAUUUUAUUAGUUAUGAAUUCAGUUGUCCAUUUGUGAGAGCAACAGAUGUUAAUUAUGCCUUCAAAAGUUCCAUAGUCUCCCUGUCUGUCAUAUCUGACCAGUCGCUAUGCUAUUUGUGAAUUAAUUGGACAAUGCAGUAACAAUAAGAGAGAGGUCAGUUUUAAAAGGAUAAUACAAUACCCUCAAUACAACUGUACAGAGUAAAAGAUUGGCCAGUUUUUUUUACAAUAAGUCAUGCAUCUUUCUGUAUUCAGCUGAACACUUUUGUUGCAAUUGAACCUGUUACGCUGUAUGAGUAAUGAGACAGCUUUUAAGGGACUUUGCACUCUAUCGACUGCAUCAGCGUGGCCUGAAAUCUGAGAAAAGGUCACCAAAAGAUCUAAUUUUUUAUCGAGUUGAACAGAACCAGUUGUUAAAUAUUUUGUUCCUUUGUUUAGCUAAUACCUCUCUGCUCUCUAGUUCUUUGAAUCUGGUUCCAAAUGAUUCAUCAGUUUAUAUCCUGGAGCCACAACGGCCAAAUGGGUACAAGGAUCCAUUUUCUUUUGACAUGAAAUGUUACAAUGAGAAAGAGAGGCAGAUUACCAGUACGGAUGGUAAAGCUUAAAGUCAUUUUGGUCACUUAAUUAACAUCCGGCUAAACUGUGAUUUGAGUUUGAUAUGAAAAUUAGGUGGGUACAGAAAGCUAAAAUAAGCUUUUUUUGAUUAAUGUUUUAAACCUUUUUCACUGCCCAGGAUGGAUGCUCAUCAUGUACAAAGGGUCAAUAUUCCUGUGAACAUUCUCCUUUCCCUUCCCUUACUGCAAAGUGUACAGCUCACAAAUGUAGCUCCUCUGUCUUGUAUGUGUAUUUGAUAUUAUUAUUAUUAUUAUUUAAAGAUAAAUCUGGAGAGAAUUAAAGGGGGCAAAGGACUGAUGAUGCACCAUCACAACUGAACAGAGAUGUUAUAUUUUGUUUCCCUGAUAGAUUGAAGCCAUAAGUGGGAGUACAAGAAGACGCAUUUGUAAAUUGGAUCAUGUUUUCUGUUUCGUGGCAGUAUGUGGGACAUUUGUGAUGUGUUCAUUUUCUCUUUUUUAUUCUUGUAUUAUGUUUUUGUAAAUACACAGAGAAGUUUCAUGGGUUUUGAAUAUGCUGGUAUAAAGCUUCUCUUCCCUUA
Acanthochromis polyacanthus (spiny chromis) is the source of this 3503-nucleotide messenger RNA. It is a transcript of the gene ssbp2a, whose product is annotated as single stranded DNA binding protein 2a. The record is from RefSeq and is a predicted model, not a curated record. The transcript has 17 exons. NCBI's taxonomy places the organism in Eukaryota, Metazoa, Chordata, Actinopteri, Pomacentridae. Gene Ontology annotation, cellular component: nucleus. Bases 176 to 1255 code for a protein of 359 amino acids. Gene Ontology annotation, biological process: positive regulation of transcription by RNA polymerase II. Gene Ontology annotation, molecular function: single-stranded DNA binding; protein binding.